Lethenteron reissneri (Far Eastern brook lamprey) is the source of this 4825-nucleotide messenger RNA. It is a transcript of the gene POC5, whose product is annotated as POC5 centriolar protein. NCBI's taxonomy places the organism in Eukaryota, Metazoa, Chordata, Hyperoartia, Petromyzontiformes, Petromyzontidae. The record is from RefSeq and is a predicted model, not a curated record.
GUGCCUCUUUGUUUUUGUGUUCAACCCGGCAGCGAGCCGCGAGUUCAAAUCGGUCGACCCACGCCGACUUGAGGUGGCCUUGUUCGGAGCUCUUGAUGAGAAACUCUUCGACUGUGAUUAUCAUCGUCAUCAUCUCCUGUGUGCUCGUGCCCUGCAAGAGCCCACGGAGAGAGGUGCCGUCUUUGCCCGCAAACAGCAGGCGAAGUCGUCGCUCCAGCGCUGUGGAACUCUUGCCAAGGAGGAGCUCAGCUGCUUGAAUUUUGCCGCCGCUUCUGGCGCCACGCGGCGGCGGCUUCUCUCUGUGCCGAGAGCCUUUUUAUAUUGACGAUCGCGAAUGUUGAAUUGGUGUUUUCGUUGUCUUUUGAAAGGGUCGCCCGAAACAAAAAAAACCCACCGUUAAUACCGUGCGCGGGGUGAAAAAUUAUAAUCUUGCGUUUAUUAAUGGGCGUUUUGUGCCAAUACUGCCGUGGGGAAUCGUCUUAUGAGAUGAAUUCAUUAUUAAGGAUCGUCUCGCAUUCACAUGCAUUGCGGCUCAUGAAAUGUUUAUGGGUUUUUUUUACUGAAUUCGAAAAACAUUGCUCUUGUUACUUGGGUUGCCGACCCAUGAUGUCGGAGAACUAUCCAUGGAUGUGGAUUUCACUGUUUCCUUUGAAGUCCCUUCAAGUUUGACCCCUGGUCUACACACUGGGGAGGGGGCAGCACUUUCUCAACCGCUUUGCCCACGGAGACGAGCUCGUCACAUGGCAGUCAAACAGAUUUUAAAUCGCAGAGCUGGGGAUUUGUCCAAUUUAAGCACACAACCGUAUUUAAUGUGAUACACUUUUUGUGAGACCGUCAACUCAUUACUGUACAUACACGAAUAAUAAUCCGGUAAAAAAAAAGCGUCAGCCUGGAUUUUAUCUCCUAAUCUCGGCCGCCCAUCUUGGCGACAUGAGCUUAGAAUCACCUGUCCACCCUCGCUUUAUACAUGAGAUGACAAAUAUUUCUAUAACUUAAUGUUUGUGCCCAGAUAGUGAGAGAGUACAUUUUUGACAAACAACAUAUUAAUAGGUUGUGUGUCUUAGGUGUGUUUUAAAUGCCAAUGAUAAAUACAGUAUUAGUACUGGAUUUUAUUGAAUCCCCUUACGUUGUUUACUCCAUCAAAGGCAAUGCAUCAAAUUGCACGCAAUUGAGACAGCAACAGUACAGUAAUAAGUGGGUUUUUUUUAAGUACCUUUAGUGCGAGGACGAACCUGUGUAUAGGUGUUUUUUUUUUCCAAGUUUGGAAAACUAUUAUAAUGCAAACAUAAUUGCAGUAGUUAUUGCCAAAAAAUAUUAGUCUUCAGAUCCACGCAUUUGUCAGCCAUGGAGUUCAAAGGGAUUUGUUUUAAUUAUAGUAGUUUGUAAAAAUCUAUGUAUUAUGGAAAAACAUGUUCUGGAAGGUUUCUGUGGAACCAACCAAUACCAUUACCUUCUGAACAUGAGACUUGUAUACGAGUAUUGAUGAUUGACACCUUCACAGAAACACCACUCCUCACCACUGACAUAAAAUUAGUUUUGGGAUGUUCAUUAAGUUCUCGUUUUCAAGACUUGUAAUUUAAAAUAUUGCAGCCCAGCACAUAGCUAACACAUCUAAUUUUGGCUUUACUCCAAGUCCCUUGGAACAGAAUCGUAUGUUGAUUCAAGUAAAAAUACAGAGUUCCUCUAUUCUUUGCCCAUCUCUACUCUCUAUCUGACAUUAAUAUUCCGACUGCUGCAUCCCCUCGCUGCUCCAAACCAACGAAUUUUCCAUGAAAGGGAGGGAAUUAAAAAUAUUAAUUUUGGGUUUGCAAAUGCAGGUUGUAUAUCUUGGGCUUUCAAACAUAAGUCUGAAGCCUUUCAUUUAGAAAAAAAAUCUUUAAAAGGACUCUCAGGGACAUCACCUAGUGAUGUCACUGUAAUGUAUAUCAGAAUAUUAAUUUAUACUGUAGGAAUCCGAUGAGCUAUAAAGCUCUGUUUCACAGAUGUCCUGUAUAUGUCAUAUGCAUUAUAAUGCAUACUGUAAAACAACAAAGAGUUGUGAAAAGAGACCACCUAAAUGAAGUACAAAUAAAAGCUUGAAAACAUCAGUCAAGUAUGGAGAGAAAAAUAACAGGUAGUGAGAAAUCAAUAAACUAAAGAAGUGAUAGACCAACACGAUAUACAUGGAGACUAUACUAAAUCAUGAAGAAAUAAACAAGUAGAUAGUAACAGCAACAACAUAAUGAUCGGGUCGCGAGUCAGAGCCAAAAGUAAUAAAAGUAUAUACAACAACAAAGUUUGGAGAGAAAGUAACUAAAUUGGAUCAAUAAAGCAAAAUACAAUAAUUUGACAGAUAAUAUGAGUGGCUCAUGGAAUUGUUGGAAUCACGUGUAGUUUCCGGGGAAUUGUAAAAGCUUGCCAUCUAGUGGCUGAACAGCUGUUGAGGCUAUGACGCCACCAGGCUACUCCAGACAGCGUGUGCCGAGUCACAAUGUGGCCUCACGCUAACGGACCAAACCGCGAGAAUUCCAUUUGAAAUCAAUGGUGAUUCUACGUAAGAUCCCUAGAUUGUUGGAAUUAUUUUUUUUUACAGCCUAAGGAUUGUCCAAUAUAAUCUUCAUUAAUUUCAAUGGAGACUUCUGAAUCUCCAUUAUAACUCAAACAAAAAACAUGCUCUGAUAACAUGUAUUGUCUUUGGAAGUAAAUGGGCCACACCAGAGACCGCUUUCUUUUAAGCCUAGUCUCAAAGUGUUAGACCAGAGAACGCCUAUUGUUAUAUUUUAAUACUGGCAAAGAAAGGUCCCAGUCUUUACACUGUCUAAAUGUAAAAUUUCCCUUUUUGACACUUAAGCCAUAAUUCACAUGUGAAUAACCAAUAUAAUUGAUGUAAACAAGUUGAUUGGUUGAGAUGUUUGUGCAGUGGGCAGUCCCCAGAUUUACCUUCCUGGAGAGACAGGAGUGGUAACGCUGGGUUAGGAUGUCGUCGGGGGAGGAGAGCUGUCGGCAGUCACCUGUUAUACCUGGAGAGAGUGACCGAGGAAGCUCCGUCUCAUCCGACUUGCAGGAAGAGUACGAGGAGCUGUUGAGGCACGCUGUGGUGAUGCCCAAGUGGGACGCCACCAGACCCCUUCCCAGACAGCACGUGCCGAGUCGUACUGUGGCCACACUCACCGAGGACCAAACCACACCAGCACUGGCUAUGGAAGAGGCAACGCAAGGCAGACAGCAGCAUGCAUCGUCCACCUCUGAGAAAACAGCACCAGGCAAUGACAAUGUUACUUCAUCCGUCAUCAGACAAGAGCAACGAGAGAAUGGCUCUGAGCCACGAGAGUCUGCACCCGUGCCCGUUCCUCUGGCAAGUCAACUGCUUCUCCAGACCCUCGGCAGGGUCUCUCCAGAGUCGGAGGAGACAGGAGGACCCACACUGCUUGGUCAAGACUCCCACUUAAACCAAGAUGAAGUUAGAACCCAGCCACUCCUCCCAGCUGACAAAUUGGAAAGAGUUGGGGAUAUACUGGACACUUGGUAUUCCAACCUCAAGAGAAAUGUUCUGAUGGAGCUGGGUCAGUGGAUGCAGUCCACGCAGCAGGAAUACAAGAAAGAGGCUCGGGAAGAGCAGGAGAGGCAUGCGGCUGAAGUCGCUCAGUUACAUGCCCAGUUGGGUGACCUACGCCAACUGCUGCACACCUUUGACAAAUCUGUCAAAUGCAAGGACCAGGUGAUCUCAAACCUGACAAACGGACUGCAGAAGGAAAAGGAGAAAAUGGAGAAACUGCGGGCAUUUACACACUGGAGGCUUCGACAUGCAGAUGAACAGCAGGAGGUGUUUUGUAGCCGCCUGGCAAGGCAGCACUAUCACCGAGCGCUGACAAAGAAAGUGUGGGCCGCCUGGCACUCGCUCGUGGAGAUACGCUGGCAACAGCGUGUGGAGCGCGCAUGCCAGGCCCGUGCGCAGGAAGUUUGCAUCCAAGUGGGCAAUGACUACGAAGCCCGCAUCAUUGCGUUGAACGAGGCCUUGGUGGAAGCUCAGGGCAAGAUGGCGCAACUGCAGGGAGAGCGGGAGCACUACAACGAGGCGAUGAAAAAGGCAUUCAUGCGCGGCGUGUGUGCUCUCAACUUGGAGGCCAUGAGCAUGUUCCAGGACAACGAGCGCAGAUUAGAGGCUGGUGUGCAUACAGCACCACAUUUUGGACCACCUGAUAGCGGGAGUGCUGCUGGGGGUGGUGGACCCUCAGAUGUUCAAUUCUCUCAACAAACCGACUUCUCUGAGGGUGGAGGUGCAGCUUUGGCUGAGAACAGCUGUGGCCGGGAACAAAUGGUAUCUUUACCAUUUGCUGCUGGUGGCUCGGUCACCUGCCCAAUGCAUGCUACGCUGCUCACAGAAAUAAGUGCACCACCAAGUCAUGGUACCCCAACCCUCGGAGCUCCACUUCUUGAUCAUGCGUCGGUGCGAGCGUCUUCUGAAAAAAUUCCACCAGCACGAGUCGUUGGUGGUGCUCAGCAGAAGGCAGGGCGUCCUGCGUCAGCAAGGCCUCCAUCAUCGUUUCCGGCCGAGCGGCUUGGGCGUGCAAGCAGAACAGCAGUGGAGCCUGCUGCAAGAUUUGGCCGGGGCAUGGUGGGGCUGGCACCGCCAAUGAGCACCGUUGUGAUUGAACGGCACCACCCGGUCACAAAGCAAACGGUAGGACACGCCACGGCCAUGCGACACCCACGUUCCGCUUCGGUGCCAGUCGGCGCCGGUGCUUCAGACGGUAAAGCGCCGGGGCCCGGCGCAAAGGGUGGCGGCGCCGUUAGCGGCGGGGCCCUUUCAUCUUCAGGCGCGCACACCAUCAGGGUGGUGGAUUAA